AUUCUCUCGCCCGCUACAAAGUAUCUAGCGCGGCGCUUCCGAACUUUUUUCUGAAUGGGCCGCUUCCAUUCACGAGGCAGUGGCGGGGGAAAAAAGCCCCCCCCCCCCGGCGCGCGACUUCCCGGCUCCGUAGCUGAUUAGGAAGCGGCGCCCGAUCCUAUCCCGGGGAGGCGAGGCGCGCACGUGCCCGGCUGGCUUGUCCGCCCGGAGCUGCUGACGCUCAAAGGCGGAAGGCGGCCGGCGGGGCUCGGCUACUAGGGAGGGACUUCCAGGAUGGCGGCCAGCAUAGAUGAGUGGGUGGGCUGUGCUUACCUCUUUCUCCAAGCAACCGCAGAAAAGGUCUUUCUACCUACAUUCUACAAAAGCCCAGAGCAGAGGCCCUCCGUGUACAAAGCAUUGAAGGUGGCAUUUGCAGAAUCCACAGGGGACUUUAGCAGGGUGGAUAUUUUGAAGGUUCAUUGUAGUGACCCUGAUCUGAUCAUCCAGCUCAAAUUCAACAAGCAAGAGAACUGCAGAAAGUUCCUGCAAAGCUACCAGCAAGGAGAACUUCAAGAAGCUCUCCAGAGAUCUCUCAAGUUCUACUUGUCCUUGCCCAGCCUAGAGCUCCUCAAAACGGAGCUGAGGGCUGGUGCUGAAAAGUUGGAUUCCAUCAUCCAAGAAGAACAACGUUGUCUGGAAAGCAUCUCUCGCGAGAAGCCGGAUCAUCUUAUAGAUGAAGCAGUAGCAGAGCUGGAAGCAUGUCUCAUGAAUCUUUCAUUUCAACAAAAGGGCACUCGAUCCCUGAAAUGGCAGCUCUCUUCCGAAUCUUCCCUCCCUACUUUAAAUUCCUCACCUCCGUCUUCUGGCCCUCCGGAGAUUUCAAAGGCUUCGGUUGAAGAAGACACCUUCUUUUUCCAGAACCAGCAAUUUGCCAACAGAAAAAUCACCCCCGAUGACCACCAGAAGUUCGCUAAACUGGUAUCCAAGAAAUGGAAACAGGUGGGCCGGUCCCUCUACCUGCAGACCAAAUGCCGAGCCCUUCGGGACCCCUUCAUUGAUAACCUAGCCGUUGAAUACGAACGUGAAGGCCUUUACGAACAAGCAUACCAGUUGCUACGCAGGUUUAUUGACUCCGAAGGCAAGAAGGCCACCAUUCAGUGCCUGGUAGCUGCCUUGGAAGACAAUGGCCUCAUCAACUUAGCCGAAGAACUUUUGGGUCUCCACCAAAGUGACUUGUGAAGAAGAAAAAAAAGUGUCUUUUUUUGGAGACUGCUAGCUUUGUGCCUCUGCGAUUGAUUGAUCCUCCCACUGGACUUUCUUGUGCAUCUUAUUCAGUCCCUGAUCAACUAUGGCUUCUUCUUAUGAUUUGUUUCCCAACAAGAAUCAAGUCCAAAAUCCUGAAGUCAAACUGGAAAAUCAAGUAUGGUUUCAGCAAGAAAUUGCAAGCAUGCUCUGAAAGAGCAGUGGUCCUUCUAAUUGGAAAUGGAAAAGAUGACCUCACCAGACACUGUCAGAUUCAGGAGAUAUCCGUAGCACAGGAGAGGGUGGGUAGAAUAAGAAGGAAUGGGUCCUUAUCAGAGGAAGACCCCAACCUGGAAAUAAGGAGGAAUUUCCUGACAGUGAGAACAAUUAAUAAUAGAACAGCUUCGGGGUGGGCUUCAAAAAUUUUACCAAGGGGUUCUCCGCCCUGUUGCUGGGUGGGCGUGGCCUAGUUGGCCUCCUGCAUAGGGAGGCAUUUUUGUCCUCCAUGGGCUCUGGAUGCUUUUCUCAAGCCUCCGGGAGGGCGAAAACAGCCUCCCCAGGCUCCAGAGGCUCUCUGGAGGCUGGAAACAGGCCCGAACUUCCGGUGGGCCCCUUUUUCACCCUCCCCGAGCCUCCAUGUGCACCCUGCAUCCAAAAUGGGCCGUGUGGGGACUCCUGGGAGGGGCAGGGUGGAUGGGGCCAGCCAGGAGUGGGAUUUGGGAGUUCUCCAAACUGCACAGAAUCUUAGCUAGAGGUUUUCCCGAGCCCCUCCGAACCCCCAGCAGCCCACCCCUAAACAGCUUGCUUUCUGGAGUUGUGGGUACUUCGUCACUGAAGGUUUACAAGAAAAGAUUGGACAGUCAUUUGUCCUAGAUGAUAUGUGGUCAUCUGGCCUUGGACUAGUUUGACCAAAAGACCUUCAAAGUCCCUUCCAGCCCUAUGAUUCUCUCUUCCCCCUAUCAUGAUCAAAUGGCAGAUUUAACUUUGAUGUUCUCCUGGUCUUCAAGAGGCCUUCUGAGUAACUGAGGAGACCGUUGGUUCAAUAAAGAAUAGCCCAGAUAUAUUUUCAUUUUCAACUCAUGAGAAUCCAUUCGUGAUCUUCGUAUGUGCGUGAUUCAAUCAAUUACAGAUCAGUCAUCUCCGUCAAAUUGGGAAAUUUAUGAUCCUCCAGAUCGAUGAGAUGUUCUCUGUUUCCUAAAUAGAUUUGUUACAUUAUUACAGACUCUCAUAAAUUACCUCAGGGGAACCAUUUCAAGGAGACCUUGAGCUACAAGUUCUUGAUUGACACGAGCUUAGUCUAUUUGCUGUUGAAGGACUUAAAUCAGGGAUGUCCAAUCUGGCAACUUUAAGAUUGGUGGACUAACUUGCAGAGCUGACUGGGGAAUUCUGGGAGUUGAAAUCCACCAGUCUUAAAGUUGCCAAGGUUGGACACGCUGCCUUAGAUGUUUACAUGGAAAGUCCCACCUGAUUCUUCUAAGGCAGGGAAGACUGAUAAAGAUGAAUCUUUCAUUCAUAAACACAAUAACUGGAGUUGAGAAUGCAAAUCUAACCCAUUUCUGGGUAACAAAGUUGGAAGGGACCUUGUAGGUCAUCUUAUCCACCUCCAUGCCCAAGCAGGGCAUUAUUUACACUAACAGAUUUUUCUACAAUGGCAUUUUCAAUGUCAAGUUAUUCAAGAGGAUACUUCUAUACUAGUGUUUCUCAGCAAUUUUAAGGAGUUUGGACUUCAGCUCCCAGAAUUCCCCAGCACGCUGGCCUGGGAAUUCUGGGAAUUGAACUCCAAACCUCUUAAAAGUUACCAAGACUAAGAAACACUGUUCUAAACAGUUUCUGUGACUUUGGAAGGUUGUCAAUAUAUUUCCUUGAAACAAGACAAAUCUCAGGUAUUUUGUACAGAAUGGUCAUAUUUUAUUCAAAUUCAAUUUUUUAAAAGUAGAAAUUUGAUUUAUUAUUAUUUUUUUGGCUCGAAACAAAAAAGCUUGGUCUGCCUGAGAAUGAUUUGACUUUUUUUUUUAAAGUUGAGCAGGGAAAUUGAGCACAUGUUCACUUUAAUCUUUAUAGUUGCUGUCCUUAAUUGCUUGCUUCUCUUAGUCUUUUAAUUAGUGCUAAAACAUGGAGCAACAUUUAAUGUAUUAGCACUGUAAUGCUGUAAUGCUAAAUCAAAUACUAACAGUUAUAAUUUGACAAUGAUUUAAACCUCAUCUCUUUUACAUUAAAAAAAACCUCCAAGGGCAUAUGAUGCUAUAGUACAUUUUUUUUUAAAUCUAGGAGGAAACUCUGAAGCACUGCUUUUGUUUUGACGAAGGCUUUUAAAGUCUUAUUGUGAAUGACUGCUAACUUCUAGAAUUGUAUUCGUUUUGGUGACAUUUUACUAAUAUUUCACUGUUCUUAUUAAUCAGAGCUGUACAUUUGUUUUAAUUCAAAGCGGUUAAAAGGCAACAAUAUUAAUAUCCCAGUUGCCUACCAGAGAUUUUAAUAAAGAUGUGCUAAUAUUCAAAAUAUAUUUUUUCCCAUCAAAUCAUGGAAAGAAUACGAGAAGGAAGAGCUUGAAAAUAGUGGGCCGUCGUGGCAUAAAAAAAUCAGUAAUCUGCUUAUAGCUGAACAGUGGAAAAAUUUGCUUAGAUUUACUGUAUUUUUUGGAAUAUAAGAUGCACCUUUCCCCCCCCACCUUAAAAGUGUGUGAAAAUUUAAGUGUGCAUCUUAUAGACCGAAUACAGGCAUUUUUGGCCUCCUGAACCUUCUGUGUGUCAUGUUUUCGCCCUCCCUGAUCCCCAGAAGCACUCUGAAGGCCAAAAACAGGCACGUUUUGGUGAAAACAGGCAGUGCAGAGCACUGCAGAGUCUUCUGGGGGCUGGGGAGGGCAAAAAUCCGAUGCACGGAGGCCAAAAACUAUUUUUUUCUUGUUUUCCCCCUGUAAAUUUAGGUGCUUCUUAUAGUCCGAAAAAUACGGGUAUUUUUCUAGCUACUACAGGUAAUCCUGACUUACAUUUGUUUAGUAACCAUUCACGGUUGCAAUGCCACUGAAAAAAGUGCCUUAUGAACUGUGUUUCACACUUGCGACCACUGCAGCAUCCCCCCCGAUCACAAAAACAAAAUUCAGGUGCUUGGCAAUUGACUCAUACUUAUCACGGUUGCUGUAUUCCAGGGUCACAUGAUCCCCUUUUUGCCACUUUCUGAAAAGCCAAGUCUGCAAGGAAGCCACUUAACAACUGGGUUACUAACUUAACAGCUGUAGUGAUUCACUUAACAAUGGUGGCAGGAAGGGUCAUAAAAUGAGGCAAAAUUCACUUAACAACUAUCUCGCUUAGGAAGAGAAAAUUUGGGCCCAAUUAUCGUUAAUUAAUUUUGGUCUUAGGCAGCGGUUCUCAAC
Molecule: messenger RNA, 4591 nt
Organism: Ahaetulla prasina
Lineage: Eukaryota; Metazoa; Chordata; Lepidosauria; Squamata; Colubridae
Gene: TRADD
Product: TNFRSF1A associated via death domain
Exons: 5
Coding region: 274-1218 (314 amino acids)
Biological process (GO): positive regulation of canonical NF-kappaB signal transduction; extrinsic apoptotic signaling pathway
Cellular component (GO): tumor necrosis factor receptor superfamily complex
Molecular function (GO): transmembrane receptor protein tyrosine kinase adaptor activity
Source: RefSeq, a predicted model, not a curated record